AUGGCCCUCCACCUCCUCACUCCCACCCACCUCCACCACCCCUCCUCCCCCCUCCCGCGCCGCCGCGCCGCCGCCUCGGCCACAGCCACGCUCGCGCACCCACUCCGCGCCCACCCCCGCCUCCGCCUCCGCCUCGCCACCGCCGCGUCCUCCCCGCGCACCGGGCCACGCCGCGCCGGCAUGUCGGCCAUCCGCAGCUCGCUCAUCGACCCGGACGGCGGCGCGCUCGUCGACCUCGUGGCGCCGCCGGGGAGCCGCGCGGCGCUGCGGGCCGAGGCGGAGGCGCUCCCGCGGGUGCGGCUCGCGGCCGUGGACGUGGAGUGGGCGCACGUGCUCGCCGAGGGCUGGGCGUCCCCGCUGCGCGGCUUCAUGCGGGAGCACGAGUACCUCCAGUGCCUCCACUUCAACUCCCUCCGCCUCCCCUCCGGCGGCCUCGCCAACAUGUCGCUCCCCAUCGUGCUCGCCGUCGACGACGCCGCCAAGGACCGCGUCGGGGCCGCCCCCGACGUCGCGCUCGCCGGGCCCGACGGCGAGCUCCUCGCCGUCCUCCGCAGUGUUGAAAUAUACCCUCACAAUAAAGAAGAAAGGAUUGCAAGAACAUGGGGGACAACUGCGCCUGGCUUACCUUAUGUCGAUGAGGCGAUAACACCAGCUGGGAACUGGCUGAUUGGUGGUGAUCUGGAGGUGUUGCAACCCAUUAAGUAUAACGAUGGCCUCGACCAUUACAGGCUUUCACCCCAGCAACUUAGGGACGAAUUUGACAAGCGUGGGGCUGAUGCUGUAUUUGCGUUCCAGUUGAGAAAUCCAGUCCACAAUGGGCAUGCACUGUUGAUGAAUGACACUAGAAGGCGUCUCUUGGAAAUGGGUUUCAAGAACCCCAUUCUACUGCUACACCCCUUGGGUGGUUUUACAAAAGCUGACGAUGUCCCACUGCCUGUUCGAAUGGAACAACACAGCAAGGUCUUAGAAGAUGGAGUCCUUGACCCUGAGACCACUAUCGUGUCUAUAUUUCCCUCUCCAAUGCAUUAUGCUGGUCCAACAGAGGUGCAGUGGCAUGCGAAGGCAAGAAUUAAUGCCGGUGCUAAUUUCUACAUAGUGGGUCGUGAUCCAGCUGGCAUGGGCCAUCCAACAGAGAAGAGAGAUCUGUACAACCCAGACCAUGGGAAGAAAGUCCUAAGCAUGGCCCCCGGUUUGGAGAAACUCAACAUAUUGCCCUUCAAGGUAGCAGCAUACGAUACGGUAGCGAAGAAGAUGGCUUUCUUUGAACCUUCACGCAGUCAAGAUUUUCUGUUCAUCUCAGGAACCAAGAUGCGCACUUUCGCCAAAACCGGAGAGAACCCUCCUGAUGGUUUCAUGUGCCCUGGUGGGUGGAAGGUUCUUGUUGACUACUACAAUAGCUUGCAAACGGAAGGAGCUACCACCCCCGCCACCGCUACUGUAUGA
Molecule: messenger RNA, 1443 nt
Organism: Triticum turgidum subsp. durum (durum wheat)
Lineage: Eukaryota; Viridiplantae; Streptophyta; Magnoliopsida; Poales; Poaceae
Source: the annotation of a GenBank genome assembly